Messenger RNA from Eleginops maclovinus (Patagonian blennie), 8204 nucleotides. Its product is annotated as zonadhesin-like. The record is from RefSeq and is a predicted model, not a curated record. Gene Ontology annotation, cellular component: membrane. The transcript is spliced from 30 exons. Lineage: Eukaryota; Metazoa; Chordata; Actinopteri; Perciformes; Eleginopidae.
AGGGCCCACACCUCUGUGCUAAAGGGUCACAUAAACUACACUUCCACAGAGAGGCUCCAAAAUAGUUACUCCUCAUCAUUUAUUCUUCUAACUCAUCAAAGACAGAGAGAGUAUUAGUAACAGGAGAGCAGCUGGGAGGUUGCCGUUAAGAGAUCAGCCAUGCUUGGAGGCAUCCUCAAAGAUUUGUUGGUCACAGUGACUCUACUUCUUCUAACUCAGACAUGGACUCAGUGCAGGGCUGAAAUUGACUUUCCAUUAGUUACUUUACCUGAUUGGAAGAAAAAUUCAGAGUACUUUACACAAUGUUCCUACGACGGACAUAACAAUCAGAUUUGCGACUGGACCCAACAAAGAACAGAGUAUGUGACUAUUUUAGAGAGCGGUCCACUGGUGCUGAAGGGUGAAGCCUGUCUAGAGUUUUGGUACUUAGCCCCUGCUGCAGCCUAUGGGAUAACACUCCGCACCCUGCUGAAGAGCAGCACGGGCCUGAGAGAAAUCUGGACCUCACCUGUCCUCCCCAGGGAUUCCUGGAGACAAGUGUUUGUCCCCUUGAACAUCAUCGAACCAGGGACUCGGGUUGUAAUCGAAGCAGUUUCCACCGAGGGACAGUUCGCAUUUAACCGUCUAGGUGUAAGAAGAGGCUCUUGUGGACAACAGUGUGAGUCUAACACAGAGUUUUGGACAGAUGAGUCCACCCGCUGCCUCUGUUCUGGGGGCCAGCUCUCCUGCUCUCACACUCAGUGCCCUAAGGGCCAAAUCUGCGGUCCUCAAAUAGAAAGCUCCGUUGGGAUUCCCGCCUCUGGGAUAUGCACUAUACACAGUCACACAGACUGCAGCACUUUUGAUGGAGUGCUCUUCCGCUUCAUGGCCUCCUGCACCUACACGCUGGCUAAGACCUGCUCACCCUCUGAGACUCUGCCAUUGUUCAGUGUGGAAGUAGUGAAUGAGCACAAGAGGAACUCAUCGCUGCCAACUGUUCAGGAGGUUAUUGUGGAAAUUGGGAACUUCACAGUGUCCCUGCUGAAAAGGCAAACACACCGCAUUGUGGUUAAUGGUGUCUGGAAAAAGCUUCCACUGAGACUUAACAAUGGAUCUGUCAAAGUCAAGAGCAAUCCCGUUGCUGUUGAACUGGAAACCAGUUUUGGUCUCUCCGUCUCAUAUGACAACAGUGGUGCUGUCCAAGUCACUCUGCCAUCCACUUACUCUGACCAAGUCUGUGGCUUGUGUGGAAACUAUAACCACCUGAGAGAAGAUGACUUCAGAAAGCCAGAUGGAACAAAUGCCCAUGAUGCUACAGCUUUGGCUGAGAGCUGGCGGACUGGGCAAAGCACCUCCUCCUGUGAUACCAUUCUAGUACCACAUCAGUGUGACCCACUAGAGGAGGCUGAGUAUGCCAGUGAGCUUUAUUGUGGAGGCCUCCUCUCUAGCACCGGGCCCUUUGCUGGCUGCCUAUCAGUUCUGGGGGCAGAGAGCUACUUCAGGGCCUGUGUGGUCGGCAUGUGUUCCACCCACGGUGACACAGCAGUACUAUGUGAGACAUUCCAGAUUUACAGUGAUAUCUGCCAGGAGGCUGGAGUCAACAUUCCUAUAUUGAGGAACUCUACACUCUGCCCCCUUCAGUGUGGUGAAAACAGCCAUUAUAACUCAUGUGCUGAUGGCUGUCCCGAGAUGUGCUCCAGUUUGGAUGUAGUUGGCUCUUGCGGAAGCUGUGAGGAAAGAUGCGAGUGUGACUCUGGCUUUAAACUCAGUAGGGGAAAGUGUGUCGCAGCAGAGGACUGUGGGUGCUGGUAUAAUGGAAAACACUAUGAGAAAGAAGCAACGUUCUCGAAAGGAGAGUGUGAGCAGCAGUGUCAGUGCAUGGGUAAAAAUGAGGUUCAGUGCACCACAAUGCACUGCUCAGCCAAUGAGGUCUGUAAAGUCAAGGAGGGGGUCAAAGGCUGCUUUCCUUUCGAACCUGCCACCUGCAGUGUGUAUGGUGACCCACACUAUAUAACCUUUGAUGGGAUGGCAUAUGACUUUCAAGGGGGCUGCAGUUACACGCUGACUACCACGUGCGGAGGAGAAAGCUCAGUGCAGUUCACUGUGAUUGGACACAACAUGCAUCUAGGCCAUACGAACUCCACUCCAUCCAAGCUGCAAGCUGUGGAUCUCCAAGUUGACGAUUUAUACGUCACACUGAAUCAGAGCGGGGAGGUCUAUGUCAAUAAAAGCAAAGUUCGACUCCCCUAUUCCACCAAUGGAUCGUAUGGCUCAGUAUGGGUCUACCUAAAGAACAAUUAUAUCAUCUUGGAAACAACCUUUGGCCUAAGAAUGAUCAUAGAUGCAAAGAACAGACUCUUCCUCCACGUUGAUGAACGCUACAAGUAUGAACUUUGUGGACUGUGUGGCACUUUCUCUGGACGUCAGGAUGAUGACUUCGUAACACCAGGGGGCCAAAAUGCAACUGGGCCAUUUGAGUUUGGUGACAGUUGGAAGUUGCCAGGCAAUAACGAGUGUGUUUCCCACCCAGAGGAUCCCAGACUAUGUAAUGAUGACGAGGAGAAUGAGGCCUACAAUGAGUGUUACACCCUACUAGGGGACGCUUUCAAGCCCUGCCAUGAAACAAUUCACCCAAGCAUUUACCUCAGCAGUUGUGUGUAUGACUACUGUGCCACACGUGGUGACCGACACACACUUUGUGAAUCUCUUAAGUCCUAUGCAGUGGCAUGCCAGGUUGCAGGAGUGGAGAUACCCCAUUGGCAGAUAGACACAGCCUGUGAUGACCUCACACCUACUACAACUCUUCCACCACCUACAACCCCUACUUCUACACCAGAUCAUACUUUCUGUCCCAUAAACUGUGACUUUGAAAAAAACCUUUGUGGGUGGGAGCAGCUUGUGCAGGACAGUUUUGAUUGGACAAGACAUUCUGGACCCACACCAUCAAGCUUAACUGGCCCAAACCAUGACCACACCACUGGAGCUGGUUUCUACAUGUAUAUUGACGGAAGAAGUGUAACCCAUGGAGAUUCAGCUCGUCUAUGGAGCUCAAUGUGCCAUUAUGAGGGACCACUCUGUCUGCACUUCUGGUACCAUAUGUAUGGUUCAGCUACAGCCAUGGCCCUUAAUAUCUACCUGCUGAAAGACAAUAAAGCUACUAAACUAUGGUCCACGAUGAACAACCAAGGACCAGAAUGGCAUCUAGGAUAUGCUGAUAUCAGAGUGUCUGGUCCAUUCCAAAUUUUAGUGGAGGGAAUUCGAGGUUCCGAUGCUAAAUCAGAUGUGGCCAUCGAUGACAUUUCCAUGAACUUUGGCUCAUGCUCAGGUAGCGUCCCUGGCCUGGUUAGUGGAACUGUAUUUCCCUCUUCAUCUGCACAAGUCCUCCCCUCACACCCAAUUUGCAAUAUAGACUGUAGCUUCGACAGCAGUCUUUGUAGCUGGAGUCAGAUGAUCACAGAUGCUUUUGACUGGACAUGGCAAAGUGGUUCCACCCCCACUCUGAUGACUGGGCCCUCUGCUGACCACACUGGUGAUGGUCGUUAUCUUUACAUCGAGUCCAACAGCGCAUCACAUGGUGACACAGCUCGUCUCAUCAGCUCUGAGUGUUCUGACUCUGGCCCUCAGUGUCUGCAGUUCUGGUACCAUAUGUACGGCUCGGCAGAUACAAUGGGCCUCCAUGUUUACCUGCUCCAGGACAGACUAGCAGAAGCAGUUUUUUGGAAGACUAAUGACCAGGGAAAUAUGUGGCAAAGAGCUCAGGUGGACAUCAGAACAGCUGGAGCUUUCCAGAUCAUCAUUGAGGGACGUAGAGGGUCCAAUGAAGAGUCUGAUUUGGCAAUAGAUGAUGUAAAGCUUUAUCGUGGUCGAUGCUCUGAUCUGAGUGGGGUUGACGUAACAAGUCCUCCCAAACCUAAUGGAAGCACAGCUUCUCCAAGUGUCGUUGUGCCAACCACUGCAGAUCCAGAGCCCCCUCUGGUCAAUGUGACUGCUCAGCCCCCUGUUACAACUCAGCCCCCUGUUACAGCUCAGCCCCCUGCAGCAAAUGUUACCAUACCUCCAGUAGUGGAAGCAACAACCGACUUCAAUAAGGACAACGUUACUGAAGCUCCAGAUAACAGACACCCAGUAUGCCAACUCGACUGCAACUAUGAACGAGAUCUAUGUCAGUGGACUCAACUUCUUACGGAUGUUAUCGAUUGGACACGGCAUAGUGGCUCCACUCCAACUAUAAUGACUGGGCCUUCUUCAGAUCACACCACCGGAGGUGGCCACUAUAUUUACAUCGAAGCCAACAGCGCAUCACAUGGUGACACAGCUCGUCUGAUUAGCUCUGAGUGUUCUGACUCUGGUCCUCAGUGUCUGCAGUUCUGGUACCACAUGUACGGUUCAGCAGAUACAAUGGGCCUCAAUGUUUACCUGCUCCAGAAUAGAUUAGCUGAUGCUGUUUGGUGGAAGAGAAAUGACCACGGAAAUAUGUGGCACCUGGCUCAGGUGGACUUGGCAACAUCUGGAGCUUUCCAGGUUAUAUUUGAGGGGCGAAUAGGUUCCACUGAUCAGUCUGAUGUUGCCAUAGAUGAUGUAUCACUUCAUCGUGGGCACUGCAGAGACCUAGCUCAACCAACAACUCCUGCUUCCACAACCUCCAACCCAGUUGCAACAGAGCUUCCACCAGAGAAUAAUUCAACACAACCAGCAUCAACAACUACCUUCACAACAACAAUUCCCACAACUACCUUCACAACAACAAUCCCCACAACAACAGUAGCUCCAACUGCUUGUGAUACACAAUCCCCUACGAAGCCAGAAACAACAACAACGCCACAGUUUCCAACAACCUCCACACCAGCAGAAACUACCACAACUGGACCUCAAACUACAGCUAGACCCAACCCACCGACAACAGAGCACCCAGGUAUUGAACCCUCAGAUCAACCAGAACCUGAAAUUACAGAAAACCCACAAACAACAGCAGGACAAGAGCAACCUGUUACGUCUACUACAGUAAGACCUCAUCCACCAACAACAGAAAGUCAAAAACCUACAGAUAAACCACAACCUCCUACUGAAACUCUACCACAGCCAGAAACAACAGCUACACCACGGCCACCACAAACAACAGUUACACCACAACCACCAACCACAGCUACAUCACAGCCACCACCAACAACAGUUACACCACAACCACCAACCACAGCUACACCACAGCCACCACAAACAACAGUUACACCACAACCACCAACCACAGCUACAUCACAGCCACCACCAACAACAGUUACACCACAACCACCAACCACAGCUACAUCACAGCCACCACCAACAACAGUUAAACCACAACCAACAACAACAGCUACACCACAGCCACCACAAACAACAGUUAAACCACAACCACCAACCACAGCUACACCACAGCCACCACAAACAACAGUUAAACCACAACCACCAACCACAGCUACAUCACAGCCACCCUAACAACGGUUAAACCACACCAAACCACAGCUACACCACAGCCACCACAAACAACAGUUAAACCACCAACCACAGCUACACCAAAGCCACCACAAACAACAGUUAAACCACACCAGAACCACAGCUACACCAAAGCCACCACAAACAACAGUUAAACCACAACCACCAACCACAGCUACACCACAGCCACCACAAACUACAGUUAAACCACAGCCAGAAACCACAGCUACACCACAGCCACCACAAACAACAGUUAAACCACAGCCAGCAACCACAACUACACCACAGCCACCACAAACAACAGUUAAACCACCAACCACAGCUACACCAAAGCCACCACAAACAACAGUUAAACCACCAACCACAGCUACACCACAGCCACCACAAACAACAGUUAAACCACAGCCAGAAACCACAGCUACACCACAGCCACCACAAACAACAGUUAAACCACAACCACCACAAACAACAGUUAAACCACAGCCAGAAACCACAGCUACACCACAGCCACCACAAACAACAGUUACACCACCAACCACAGCUACACCACAGCCACCACAAACAACAGUUAAACCACAGCCAGAAAACACAGCUACAUCACAGCCACCAUCAACAACAGUUAAACCACCAACCACAGCUACACCACAGCCACCACAAACAACAGUUACACCACAACCAACAACAACAGCUACACCACAGCCACCACAAACUACAGUUAAUCCACAACCACCAACCACAGCAGGACCACAACCUACAACAACUUAUAAACCGCAUUCGACAACAGUUAAACCACCAACCACAGCUACACCACAGCCACCACAAACUACAGCUACACCAUCAUCAGCAACAACAACUGCGAGACCACAACCACCAAUUACACCUGUACCAACACCCUCUUGUCCAGAGAACAGUCACUACACCACUUGUAUCCCUACCUGCAGUCCAACCUGCACACACCUGAAUGGUCCACCACAUUGCACUGAAGAUGAGGGUUGUGUGCAGGGAUGUGUAUGUGAUGAAGGCUUUGUUCAGAAAAAGAGGGUUUGUGUGCCGAUCCAACAAUGUGGAUGUGUGGACAGGAAUGGCACCAAAUAUGAUUUCUCUGAUGUGUGGUACACCAAUCACUGCAGUCAGAAAUGUGAAUGUGAGAAAGACCAUGGUGUGGGUAAGAUUGACUGCGAUGAUAAAGAUGAGUGCGAUGGAAAUGCUGUUUGCCUUCAAAAUGAUGAAGGGAAUUAUUACUGCCAGUCUACAGGCUUCAGUGAGUGCACUAUCAGGGAAGACCCUGAAUACAGAACAUUUGAUAAAAUGAAACAUGACUUUGAGGGUGACCAUUCAUAUGUGCUGGUCCAGACCAACAACUUGCCAAAUAACCUUCCACAUGUCUACAUCGAGAGCAUCAAUACCGUACAGGAUGAGGAUGAUAGUCAUGAACAUGAAGACAGCAGCAGUGAAGAAGACCACAGUCGCAGAGUUAGGGAUGAUGAUGAAGAUGACCAUGAUAAUGACCAUGAUGAUGAUGAUGAUGAUGAUAGCAAACAUGAUCACUCAAGUGAAGAGGACAAGGAGCACCACAGCUUACAAGAGCUUAAGAUCAGAGUGUAUGAUCAUACUGUGCUAUUAAAGAAGAACCGGAGGCUGGUUGUGGAUGGAAGGAUAACCGAUACUCCUGCCUCACCGACUGCUGGGCUAAAAAUCUGGGAACAUUCAUCUCGCAUCUACCUAAAGACCGACUUUGGCCUCUUGGUGGAGUUUGAUGGCAAGGGCAAAGCAGGUAUCAUUCUACCCCGCAUGUAUAAAAGGAAGGUUGGGGGCCUGUGUGGGAACUUUGACGGUAAAAAAGAGAAUGACAUGAUGAAGCCAGAUGGUACCAGGGCCAAGAAUACUCAGGAGUUUGGAGAGAGCUGGAGAGUUUGAAAAACAGGUGGACGUUGGGAUAAGGCAUGGUACAUAAAAAUACUCUGUGGAAAUGUUGACCACUAGUUGUAACUCAAGCUCAAGUUGAUUAAUUAUUAAAUAAGAAUUUCUUCUUUUCGAAGAAGAAGAAAUCCUUGUAUUCUGCAUGAUAUCUCAGAUUUGUUCUCUGUGUCAUUACAAAGCAUACUAAUAAUGUUCUUACAGGGGUUCAUAUUCAAUGUAUAGUUAAUGUAUGAUUAAAAAAAUAUGUAUCAAUAUCCAAUAUUGUUGGAAAGACACUUUAUGUAACUUUUACCUGUUCAUAAUGUGUAGUUGAAUGACAAAUGACAAAGUACUGUGGUUACAUUGGUGUAGCCUUUAGUCUAGACAUUUCAGUCUCAACUGCAUUCUUGACAUUUAUACAGUCUGUGUCUGAUAAUUACAGCAAGAAAAAAAUAUUUACACAACUUCUGUAACAUGAUAUUAUUCUUUGAGGAUAAAGGCAGAUGUAUUUUGUGUGAAGACAAUAGGAUUAUUAUCGUCACGAGAGUAUCUAUAAAAAAGCUGUCGUGACACUCAGCAGCCACAGUCAUGGGUCUGUUUGCAUUUUGCUGCUUUGUCCUGUUGAGCUUGUUAGCUUUCUAUAAUGGUGAGUAAAAAACUAUAAUUUAAUAUUGAACAGUUUACCAAAGUAAUGUCAUGGUAAAAUUGACUUAAUUUGUUUGUUUUUUCAGUUUCUUGUUGAUAGAAGAUUAAGUAUACACAGUAACAACAAUUGUUUUAAUCAUGACCUCCUAGUUCAUAGUUGUUUGACCUGAUUGUAUUCAGCCAAAUAAAUAAACAAAUAAAUAAUUCAAAUAUUA